AUGGAGUUCUUUCGAAAGCCGGCAUCUGGAGGUGACUGAAUUAUUAUAGAAUUAUGCUGUAGGCUGAUAAUUUUUACAACCCCACUUAAUAAAUAUUUUCAAAACAAAAAAACGCGAUUUGGUUACUUCUACGCACAAAUUAAACAUUUCAAACCACAUCCCACUAUUCUCGUUGUUGUUGUUGGUUAUUUGCUGUUUGGACCAAAGGGUGUGGAGUGGAACGCCAUGGUGCGUGCCCGACCGCACCAUCCACCUGCGUCCCUACCUCCGUUCUUCUUAAUUCUGUUUUGACACCGGAUGCAGGCAGGGGAGGAGGGGAGUGCGGUAGAUGCUGUGCAAGUCCACUGCUACAAUAAACUAAUUCACGCAUAGGUCGCUCUCAGCGAGACCCGGUUCUCAAACAAGGCCAACUAAAGGAGGUGGGUGCCGGCUACAUCUUCUUCUGGAGCGUUCGCCCAAAGGCAGAGCGACGGGACACGGGUGUUGCCUUUGCCAUCCGGAACGACAUUGUGGGACGACUGCCCUGUCUGCCACAGGGCAUCAACGAUCUUCUGAUGAGCCUCCGUCUGCCUUUCCGGAGAGGCAAAUUCGUCACCAUCAUCAGCGCCUACGCUCCGACGAUGACCAACCCCGACGCCGUCAGAGAAAAAUUAUACGAGGACCUGCACGCCCUCCUGGCGACUGUGCCGAAGGCGGAUAAGUUGAUUGGCCUCGAUGAUUUCAACGCCCGCGUCGACGCAGACCAUGCUGUCCGGAGCGGAGUGUUCAGUCCCCAAGAUCUCAACGGUUCUAAUGACAAUGGCUUGCUCCUCCUACAAACCUGCGCAGAACACCGACUCAUCCUGACGAACACCUUCUUUCGCCUCCCGGUGCCAAUGAUGGCCACCUGGAUGCAUCCGCGGUCGCGUCAGUGGCACCUGCUGGACUAUGUCCCCGUCCAGAGGCGAGACCAGCGGGACGUGCUAAUGACAAAGGCGAUUCCGGGUGUUACGGGUGGACCGACCAUUGCCUCAUCACCUUCGAGAUGCCGUUUCGUCAACAGCUUCGGAGGAGACCUCAAGGUAUGCGACCCCCAGGUAAGCUGAAUAUUGCUCUGUUCUCUUUUCCUGCUAACCAUCUGUACUUCAAUAAUGAGCUGGCUCAGCGGAUAGCCAACAAUCAACUAGUCACCGCAGUCGCCGUCAUCGAGGAGAACGCCUCCGUAGAAAACUGACAGUGUCAACUGCGGGACACAGUACGGUCGACGGCACUGGCUGCCCUCGGUUGCACACGCCGCAAACACCAGAACUGGUUCGAAGACAACGACGCCGCCAUCAGCAACCUGCUCUCCGAAAAGAAUUGCUUGUACAAAGCCCACGUCACUCGCCUCACUGACGACAACAAAACAGCCUUCCACUGCAGUCGCCGCCUUGUGCUACAAUGGCUGAGCGAGAUGAAGGACACCUGGACGGCUCGCAAGGCCGAGGAGAUUCAAGGAUGCACAGACCGCCACAAAUAG
Molecule: messenger RNA, 1498 nt
Organism: Spirometra erinaceieuropaei
Lineage: Eukaryota; Metazoa; Platyhelminthes; Cestoda; Diphyllobothriidea; Diphyllobothriidae
Source: the annotation of a GenBank genome assembly